Molecule: messenger RNA, 2421 nt
Organism: Gryllus bimaculatus (two-spotted cricket)
Lineage: Eukaryota; Metazoa; Arthropoda; Insecta; Orthoptera; Gryllidae
Source: the annotation of a GenBank genome assembly
AAAUGACUAAACUAAUCCUUCAGAGCUAACCUCUCUCGAAAACUGAAUUGAACUAUUUAUUCACGACCAUGUUUUCAUAAUCAUCGAGUGACGUUUUUACCAAUAUAAUACGUAAUAAAAAAGAUAGUAUUUACUUCGUCAUCGGAAAAGCAACACUUCUUGCGUAUGCAAAGAUCAGUGCUAUAUUAUUCCGAAGGUCGUUUAUCAGUUGAUUUUCUAAGUUAUAACAAUUCGUGAAAUUUACGACCAUGAGCAAAUUGUGGAGAGAGGCUGCGAGCAUUAUUAUUGCAGGUCGAACAAAUGUAUUCAAAUGUAGUAAAAUCACCGAUAGUAAGAUAAACGGAAAAUUUUCGCCCGAUUAUAAAAUACUUGUUUUGAAACGUGGAAAAAGUAGCCGUUUCUUUCCUGGAGGAUAUGUUUUUCCUGGAGGUGCCACAGCGAAUGAGGACAGCUGUCAAGAGUGGCUUAACAUAUAUGAAUCUCUCGGUUUCAAACCAGAACUCUUAAAGGUCCUAACGUCUAAUUCACCGACAGUUCCCCUAUUUUCGGAUAAUAGUAAACCUUUGCAUAAAUCCAUCAGCUUAAGAAUAACAGCGAUUCGAGAAACAUUUGAGGAGAGUGGAAUUUUGCUUUGUAGAAGUCAGAAAGACUCCACUCCAUCUAAUUGGGCUGCAUAUAUGUCAGGCCACCAGUUACAAGAAUGGCAAAAAAUUGUCCAAAAUAAUGCUUAUGAAUUUCUCAACCUCUGCAAGGAAUUUAAAUGUUUUCCUGAUAUAUGGUCAUUACAUCUCUGGAGUAAUUGGUUGACACCUACAAAUAAUCCUAUUCGCUUUGAUACUGCUUUCUUUCUGGCUACUAUAGACCAGCUUCCACCUUCCUUCAUGAACGAUUUGGAAAUGGAUGAUAUGAAGUGGUGCCACCCACAAGAAUUACUUCAAGGUAAUAUUCAAGAUUCAGUCUGGUUACCUCCUCCUCAGUAUUAUGAGAUGUCAAGAAUAGUGACAUAUCAAAACAUUGACCAGUUGAAUAAUUUUGCUGUAGAAAGAACCAAACAUGGGUGUGAAAGAUGGAUGCCUGUUCAAAAGAAGGCUAAAGAUGGAAUUAUUUGCUUUCUACCAGGUGAUGAGCAAUAUCCCCAAAAAAUAGAUUGCAAUAUAAAAGAUAAAAUGGGUGAACUUGAAGGAACAAUGAAGAAUCUAAGAAGUAGUUCUCGUAACAUCCAUAGAAUGGAACUGUGUGAGAAUCAAGGCACAAAAAUAUUCAUUUCUAAUGUUGAACCAAUUUCUGGACAUACAUUACCAAAUACAAAUUCAAAAUUAUAAAAUAUCUAUACAUUUUUGGUGAAGAUUGUGAAUUACAUUUUACUUGAUAAGUAUAGACAUGUUUGCAAACAGUAUAAUUGAAAUUAGCUACAUGAUAAAUCAAUCAUGAUAAAGAGAAGGAUCAACCUACAACAAUGAUCACAAAAGCAGUUUGUGGUGUUUGUCAACCAUUGUUUUCCUUUACUUCUAGACUCGUUUUUCAAAAAUUUGCAAUGGUUAAUUAAAAUUUUAUUUGUUUUACAAUGUUUUGAAUAUGAAAAAUGUUUAACAUGUAUUAAUCCUCAUGGUUAAAAUAAUUAUAAAAAAACCUACAAAAUGGAGAACAAAUCCAAAAGAGUUAUGGAAGUGGUGUUUGGAUUCACUAGAGGAAAGGUCACACUGAUGUACCUGAUGUUUUCUUUUUUCUUGCAAUAAUGCUUGUUCAGUUUUGUAACACCUGUAUUGUUUUGUAAUAUUCAGAUACUAAGCAUUUACAUAGUUUCAAUGAGAUCAUGAGAAUAAAUUUACUCUUUGAAGCAUUGACUCAAAAACUCAUUAAAGGAAGAGAAAACUAUGAUGACACAAGUUUUCAAAUUAUUGUCCUAAAUACUCGUAUUUUUUAUGAGCCGUGGCUGAAAAUGUAAACUACAUCCCUUUAUUUCAAAAUCUGAGAUUAGAGAAAAGGCAAUUAUGAUACUUGAUAUAUUAAGAGGAAGUUAGGAAUACUCAUGUGCCAUCCUAAAAAAGAAUUAAAUUUUGUAAAGCCAUCGUUAUAUUUCUGGACUUAUAAUUCCAAUUAAUAUAUGUCAAUUGCCACUAUUGUUACUACUGUAAGAUGAUUGCAAUUUAUACUAUUGUAUUUUUUCUACUGAUGUAUUGUAUUUGUAACUGAAAGAGUCACUAAUAACCAUGUUGUUGAUGCAACUAAAUUUUUUUAAAAAUUAAAUAACUGGUUUUGAGUAAAUUUGAACUUCAGACAUUCUAAACAAGCUUUCUUGAUUAGCCUUUUUUAGGUUAGAAAAGGUUUGUAAACAAAUUAUACAAAUAGAAAAUAUAAAAGGGGAUCCGAAUAAUAGUGCACUUUUUUCAAUGCUUUCCUCCCAUAAAUUUCAACUACUGU